Eublepharis macularius is the source of this 375-nucleotide messenger RNA. It is a transcript of the gene SPACA4, whose product is annotated as sperm acrosome associated 4. The record is from RefSeq and is a predicted model, not a curated record. The transcript has a single exon. NCBI's taxonomy places the organism in Eukaryota, Metazoa, Chordata, Lepidosauria, Squamata, Eublepharidae. The coding region runs from base 1 to 375 and encodes 124 amino acids.
AUGAAACAUCCUCGCUUCUUCAGCAUCUUCUGCCUUCUGACUGGCAUGUUGCCCCCCAUCUUCUCUAAAGAAUGCUACUUUUGUGAAAUCACUGCCUCAGCAAGGUGUCCCAGCACCAAAAUGGUUUGUGGAGAUGAUGAAGAUUGCUUUGAGGGCCAAGGAGCUGCCAUGGGUGUCUCACUGAUCAAAAAUAAAGGUUGCACGCGUGCCAUCAACUGUGGCAAGGAGCAACCUGUCUCCUAUAUGGGAGUCACCUACAGCUUGGUCACCAACUGCUGUCAGGGAGACAUGUGCAAUACAGCUCAGGCCAUAACAGCUCCAUCCCUUUUUCUCCAACUUCUCUUCACAGGCAUGAUCCUGCUAAGUCUCCUGUGA